AUGCGUUCUAUUUCCGAUCCAAUCAGAGUACUUCAACCCACAACUACCGAGGCCACCACCCGUCGCCACAAACUAGCCAACUCUAUUCCUCGCCCCGCAAAACGUAGCCCCGGGCUCCUUCACCGGACCCUGAUGACUUCCGAGUCUCAACUCUGGGGAAAUAUCAUGAUGUCGGACGAGAAUACCUCUCAAGAAGCUGAUACACCUCAAGAGCCACUGGCAUCACCCAGGCCGUUGAAAUACAGAUGUACAAUAUGCGACAAGCAGUAUAAAAGACGCGAACAUCUAAGUCGUCAUAUAUCCAGUUCCCAUACGUCAGAACGACCCUUCCAAUGCAAAUCAUGCCGUGGCUCUUUUCAGAGAGGAGAUGUACUCAAACGCCAUUUACGAACGUGUGGGGGUGAGCCAUCAAAAGCAGGAGCAAGACGACGCGCUUGCGACCGGUGUGUUCGCCAGAAAAAGGCGUGCAGUGCGGAUCAACCUUGUCAAGCCUGUUCUAAAAAGGGCGUCCUUUGCUUUUACUCCACUCCGAAUUCCGACGAGAUGGCCCUUCUGGCUGAGGAGGGUGCUUCAGCCGUAGUCUCGAACGAACAUCGCCACAAUGCUACCCCAUCUACUAGCUCCGAUAUGCCUUUCGGUAUGUCUGGCCAUGGACUAGGAACAUUCAAUUCAACUCCACUUGAUAGCUUAUUUCGACAAAGCACAUUGGACUCUUCUAGUCUGUCCUGGCCUGACUAUGCACAACUCACAUCUGAUGCUCAGUUCAUCGACAAUACCACGUUCGGUUAUUCAUUGCCUUUUCUGGACCGCUUCACAAGUAAUACGGGUCUUAUAUCGAGCUUUGAUUGUGGAACACAAGAGCAAAGAGAACAGGUCGCCUCGGCCUUAGAACUUGAGAAGUUCGAUAUUCUGCAACACACAUCCACCAUCUUGCCACAACCGCAUUUGAAAUUCAACCCAAUCUCACCUCUUCUCUUUAAUGGCAUCAGCGACGCCAACAAUUCUGAUUCCAUUCCAAAUGACUGGUUAAGUGAACCGCUGUCGCUUAAGACCCACGAAAUUAUCAUACUGGUUGAAGAAGUCGUCACUGUAAAGCCCCGAAAUAGCCCUGUGACUCUGGAAUGGUCCCCGUGUCUUAAAAGUGCAUGUUUGCAAUUUUUCUCUCCUGCGAAUCUUCGAAAAUACCUGGGCUUUUACUGGGCUAUCUGGCACCCUAAUGUCAACUUUGUGCACAGGCCUACCUUUGACAUAGUGUCGGCAAAGCCAGCCCUUUUGGCGGCAAUGGCACUCAUGGGUGCCUGUGUUUCUCCAGAUAUGCCAGAUAAUGAAGACGCGCGAAUGUGGUUGAAUUGUGUCGAGGAGAUUGUUUUCAUCGAUGAUGAUUUCAACAGUGAUUUGGGCUAUCCGGUCUCGGGAGGUAAUAUCUCUAUCCAUCGACCCAAGUUGCAGGCUCUUCAAGCUGCCUACAUAGUCUGCCUCUAUCAGAAUUGGGAGGGUACCGACAGCAGCAAAAGCCGUAUCCGCCGAUUCCGUUUUGCCAAUCUGGUGUCGACUGCAAGAGACAUCGGAAUCACAACUGCCACACAUAUAAACUAUGCAACCCUUGUCAGGGCAGAUUUCCAAUGGAAAGAGUUCGCAGCAAGAGAGGAGCUGAUUCGACUAUUUACAUGGAUCUUUUUACUCGACACUGCUUUUGUCAUCUUCAAUAAUCUACCACCUCGGAUGGUCUUCAAGGAGAUGAACAUCAAUAUGGCAACCCCGGAAGCCUGUUUCCAAGCAGAGACUGCAGAUCUAUGCCAUCAAAAGAUCCAAUCCCAUAUACCCGCCGGAAGCGCAUACUGGGGACUUUCAUUCCGGCAUGCAUUUGAAGCACUCUCUCAACCUGAAUUAUCACCGAUCAUGCGGAAUUCUAUUGCAUCCUUAGGUCCACUGAAUCUCUUCGCAAUGGCCUCUGCGAUUCACUCUCAGAUUUUCCAAUACCGCAACUCAGUGAACAUGUGCCAAAGCCUUACCUCAAUUCGUCAUACCUUGGCGAACUGGCACACCACGUGGCAGUUAUUUGAUUCCGCCAGCUCCUCAAGCACUUCGCCUCAUAUUCUGGUUGACGAAGGUGAUAUCCAACCCGAGAGCAUGUGGAAAAGAAACGGAUUCUACCGCUACUGCGCAGAAUACUGGCUCUUGGCGAACCUGAUGGCAGAUCGACUCGCCUUGGCCGAAUUAUUGCCACGGAAUAGUAUAUCCCUUCUGAAUGACUCGGUCUUGGACCCAAUAUUGAGUAAAUAUGACCAAACUAGCAUGCGACAAGUGAAUGAUCUUAUCACGGGAUUUCAAACUUUCCAGAUAUGA
This is a messenger RNA of Penicillium manginii, 2346 nucleotides long. Its product is annotated as putative C2H2 transcription factor. NCBI's taxonomy places the organism in Eukaryota, Fungi, Ascomycota, Eurotiomycetes, Eurotiales, Aspergillaceae. Gene Ontology annotation, molecular function: RNA polymerase II cis-regulatory region sequence-specific DNA binding; zinc ion binding; DNA-binding transcription factor activity, RNA polymerase II-specific. The record is from RefSeq and is a predicted model, not a curated record. Gene Ontology annotation, biological process: DNA-templated transcription; regulation of transcription by RNA polymerase II. Gene Ontology annotation, cellular component: chromatin. Bases 1 to 2346 code for a protein of 781 amino acids. The transcript has 2 exons.